AUGUCGGCGUUAGUCAAUUAUGAGCCGCUUGUAGACACGUGCUCGGACUUGCUAGCCCUCCGAUUCGAGGAGAUGAUGAAAGCCAACUGUCCCAUCGAUCUCGGGCACUGGUUUCAAUGCUAUGCAUUUGAUGUCAUUGGAAUGAUUACAUAUGGCAAGCGCCUCGGCUUCCUGGAUAGCGGACAUGACAUCGGAGGCGUUAUUGCUGCCCUGGAGAACCACCUGGGCUACGCGACCCUCGUCGGAAUCUAUUCCGGCUUGCAUAAACGUCUCUUCCGCUUGAUGAAUUAUUGGGCAGGUGCCAAGGGCGCCGGAAGGGCUUACGUGCUACAAUUUACAAGAGAGCGGAUUCGAGAGGCACAAACCAAGCCUCAGCCAAUUCUGGCUGAAACCCAAGUCGUGGCGGAGAACUUCCUGGCCAAGUUUCUCGCGAAACAUGCUGCCAGCCCUGACACAUUUACUGCGUAUCAUAUUCUCGCCGGCUGUACUUCCAACAUGGUCGCCGGCUCAGAUACUACCGCGAUCAGUCUCUCCGCGGUUCUCUACUGCCUGUUGAGGAAUCCUGCGACCAUGGCAAAGCUGCAAGAUGAGAUCGACAGUUGUACAGCUCGAGGAGAGUUGUCGAAGAUACCGAGCUUCAAGGAGACCCAGCAAAUGCCCUACCUUCAGGCUGUGAUCAAGGAAGCCCUUCGAAUGCAUCCGGCCACGGGCUUGCCACUAGAGCGUGUAGUUCCGGAAGGGGGAGUGGAGAUACUGGACACAUUUUUCCCCGAAGGAUCGAUUGUUGGGGUCAAUACGUGGGUGGUACACCGCGACCGCCGCAUCUUCGGACAAGACGCCGAUGUAUUUGAGCCUGGAAGAUGGCUGACGGAAGACACCGAGAUCCUGUCUCGCAUGAACCGCCACUGGAUACCGUUCGGCUUGGGUUCCAGGACGUGCAUUGGCCGUCACGUUUCCGUGCUGGAGAUGUCUAAGCUACUUCCUCGCAUUUUGCGGGACUUUGAGUUCUCAUUGGAUGAGACGUUAAAGUCACGGGAAUGGAUCACAAGGAACCUCUGGUUCGUGAAGCCGAUGAACUUCAAGGUCAAUAUCCAGACACGCACUGCUCCCCGAGGCAAGAUGAACGCCCAUGAUGUCAACUAG
Purpureocillium lilacinum is the source of this 1143-nucleotide messenger RNA. RefSeq lists its product as uncharacterized. Lineage: Eukaryota; Fungi; Ascomycota; Sordariomycetes; Hypocreales; Ophiocordycipitaceae. Gene Ontology annotation, molecular function: iron ion binding; oxidoreductase activity, acting on paired donors, with incorporation or reduction of molecular oxygen; heme binding. The record is from RefSeq and is a predicted model, not a curated record.